Molecule: messenger RNA, 702 nt
Organism: Triticum aestivum (bread wheat)
Lineage: Eukaryota; Viridiplantae; Streptophyta; Magnoliopsida; Poales; Poaceae
Exons: 2
Coding region: 47-601 (184 amino acids)
Source: RefSeq, a predicted model, not a curated record
UCGAAUCGAGUCGAAGCUGACGUACAAAUCCACCCGUGAAUCCGUGAUGGCCCAAAUUAAUUCCACCACAGAUCACGUCGACCUGGAGAGGAACUCCAAGGAUCUGUCCAUGGCUGCCUCUGCAGGCGACGCACAAGGUAGAGCAGCCGCGGCGGCGGCAGCCCUCGACGAGUUAAUAGCCCGAAAGAAGAGCAAGGCUGGUGAUGCUAAACGCAAAGUUCGGAUGGCGGACGGGGACGUCAACUUCAUCCUGUCGCUCAAAAGGGUAGAGCUCGGCGGCAUGGAGUACCUGGACAGCAUGAGCCACCAUUACACUCCAAAGCGGAUGGAGGAGAAGCGGCGGCUGCACCAAGAGGCAGUGGUCAUGUGCCGCGAGAUUGACGAUGAGAUAGAGGCACGCCAGGCCCAGAUCAUCAAAGAUUUGAGCGACAAGGGCUACGCCGAGGCUGACGAUCGCGAGGACAACCUGGCUGAUGACGAGGAGGUCAACGAGUUAGAAAGGAUACACUGGGAGAGCCUCAUGGCGGCGAGCGAAAGACGCAUGAGCGAGAGACGACGAAUGAGAGCCGCUGCCGCCGGAAAGGAGACCACACCAUCUUGAUCCCUGAGAAACAUGAUACUAAUUCUCAUGCCGAAUUCAGUCUGUUUGCUUUCUUCGUUUGUUUGUAUGGUCCGAAUUUCUACAACUAGUCCAACUCUGUU